AUGGCGUUGGCGGAUAAACUAGACGUUCGUCGCAUCGCCAUCAUCGGCGCUGGCCCAAGUGGCCUCGCAGCGGCCAGAUACCUUCUUGCAGAGAAAAGGUUCUCCAAAAUCCGAGUCUUCGAGCAACGUGCCACACCAGGAGGUGUUUGGAACUAUACACCUCUAGCCCGAGAACAAGGCUUUUCAGUCCCAAGAACCCAGCCUAGUUUCAGCCCAGAUCAAGCCCUGUGGCCUAACGACAAUGGCGACGUUGAGUUUAUGUCACCAAUCUACGACCUCCUCGAGACAAACAUUCCCCAUUCUCUCAUGAGAUACUCCGAUAAGGAAUUUCCCCAAGGCUCAUCACUGUUUCCCCGACAUAGCGUUGUGCUACAGUACCUGAAGGAAUAUGCCCAGGAAAUCAAUCCUCACAUCUCAUACCAGACACAGGUGUUGAAUAUUGAGAAACCUGGUCCAAGCCGUUCUCAGCCCUGGACGGUUGAGGUGCUUGAUCUCAAAGCCAACAAGGUCAUCAAAGACGAGUAUGACGCUGUUGUAGUGGCGAGUGGCCACUAUAAUGAUCCAUUCAUUCCCGAUAUUCCUGGCCUCGUCGACUUUGAUAAGGCAUACCCAGGGGCUAUAUCACAUUCCAAGUUCUAUCGACGCCCCAAUGACUUCAAGGAUAAGAAAGUCAUUGUUGUCGGAAACUCUGCCUCUGGAGUCGACGUGAGUGCACAACUGUCUACUGUUGCAAAGCAGCCCAUCUUUGUUUCUGAAAAGGAGAAGCCCACCGUGAUACCACCAGCCAAGGAGCCAUGGGCCGCUGGCGUUCCCGAGAUUGUCGAGUUUCUCCCUUCUCAACGUGGUGUUCGCUUCGCUAACGGCCAGAUCGAGAACGACAUUGAUGCUGUCAUAUUCUGCACCGGUUUUCACUACUCGUACCCCUUCCUGAAGUCUCUUGACCCAACUGUAGUUGUACCUAGUGGAGGCCAUGCAGCACAUCUCUGGGAGCAGAUUCUCUACACUGCGGAUCCUACCUUAUCAUUUCUCAGUGUUCCACAGCGAAUUGUUCCAUUCCCUAUUGCUGAAGCACAGAGUGCACUAAUUGCUCGCAUCUGGUCCGGGCGCUUGAACCCCCCUUCAGAAGCUGCUAUGGAAGCAUGGGUACAGGAGCAACACGAAGAGAAGGGAGAAGGCAAGGCAAUCCAUGUCAUGGCGUUCCCAGAAGAUGUCGACUACAUCAACCGUUUGUACGAGCUGAGCAAAACCGCGACCAAGGCCCCUGAGCUCGGCCUUGAGAAUGAUGGCGAGGGCAAGAGACCGCCUUACUGGGGACUAGAUAAGCGAUGGGUGAGGGAGAGAGUACCAAAGAUCAAGUUGGCGAGCAGAGCAGCGGGCGAUAAGAGACAUGAACUGAGGACAUUGGAAGAUCUCGGAUUUGAUUAUGAGGAGUGGAAGAGGACGGUCGAAGAGGGGGAGAAGUUAUUUUAG
Messenger RNA from Fusarium mangiferae, 1470 nucleotides. RefSeq lists its product as uncharacterized. Gene Ontology annotation, molecular function: flavin adenine dinucleotide binding; N,N-dimethylaniline monooxygenase activity; NADP binding. The record is from RefSeq and is a predicted model, not a curated record. Lineage: Eukaryota; Fungi; Ascomycota; Sordariomycetes; Hypocreales; Nectriaceae. The transcript is spliced from 3 exons. Bases 1 to 1470 code for a protein of 489 amino acids.